AUGGCUCAAAAAUUAAAAGUAUUGUUUAUACCAUUAGAUGGUAUCGGUCAUAUAAAUUCAGCCAUAGGUAUGGCACAGGUAUUGAUUAAAGCGGGCCAUGAAUGCUGGUUUGGUGUCGAAAUUCAAUGGACUAAUAUGUUAGCAAACUAUGGCAUACAAACAUGUUUGUGGCCAUCGUUACCGAUAUAUAAAGAUAAUACCAGCAAAAGUUUGUCUGAAAAUUCAAAGGAAAAAUCAGUUUUUUUAAUGAAAGUGUUAGGCAUUGUUGGUAACCGAUUGACACCCGCAGAAAAAUGUAUGGCUUCAAUCAAACGUAUGAAUCAGUUAACAAUAAUGUUUGGACAGUUAUUUGAUGACAAUGUCUAUCGUGCCAUACAUGAAGUACAGCCCGAUAUUAUAGUAACUGAUCAAAUCAAACCAUUGCCAUCAGUGAUAAAGUCAGGCAUACCAUGGGUUAUGGUAUGCGCUAGUAAUCCGUUGACAAUGUUGAGCGAUCAUCGGACACCACCACCACAUUUGGGUUUGCCAACUAAUGGUCCAAAAGAUAAUUGGCCAAAACUUAUUAGUGAAAUAAUUAACGGAAUUAAUGAAAACAAUUCACAAUUGAAUUAUUAUAAACAGAUGACCAUUGAAUUGCUUUUCUAUGGAGAACUUUAUCCAAAAUCUCAAUUUCUAAAUAUAUAUGACUUUCCAUUGGAAUUGGAUUAUCACGACAUAAGACCACUGCCCGACAAUUGGUAUCGUUUUGAUAACUUUAUGAGAAAAGACAUCAGUAAUGAAUCAUUUAUAAUGCCGGAGCAAUUGAGAGACAAACCGGGAAAAGUUAUUUAUUUUUCGUUUGGAUCUAUAUGUUCAGUAGAUGUCAAUAAUAUGAAGCGAUUGAUUGCUAUAUUAUUGAAGUCGCAAAACGUAUUCAUAGUAUCAAAGGGACCGUUAGGUGAUGAGUACGAUCUGACGGACAAUAUGUGGGGUCAGACAAGUGUACCGCAAACACAAGUCCUGCCAUUAGUUGAUUUGGUUAUAAGUCACGGCGGAAACAAUACUAUUACUGAAUGUUUUUACUUUGGAAAGCCUAUGAUAGUUAUGCCACUGUUUGGCGAUCAGUUCGAUAACGCACAGAGAGUCCAUGAAAAAGGGUUUGGUAUACGACUCGAUGCCUACAAGUGCUCUGAAAAGGAGUUAUUAACAACUAUUGAAACACUUUUAAAUGACAAGGAAUUGAACGAAAAAAUGCAAAAAAUAUCGCAACGAAUUAAAGCUGAAAACAAUUUAACAAAAUUACCGCAACUUUUUGAAAAUGUUGUCAAUAAGUAUAAACAUAAAUAA
Molecule: messenger RNA, 1326 nt
Organism: Oppia nitens
Lineage: Eukaryota; Metazoa; Arthropoda; Arachnida; Sarcoptiformes; Oppiidae
Exons: 2
Coding region: 1-1326 (441 amino acids)
Molecular function (GO): UDP-glycosyltransferase activity
Source: RefSeq, a predicted model, not a curated record